This is a messenger RNA of Salvia splendens (bonfire salvia), 760 nucleotides long. RefSeq names its product AMSH-like ubiquitin thioesterase 3. The record is from RefSeq and is a predicted model, not a curated record. The transcript is spliced from 8 exons. Lineage: Eukaryota; Viridiplantae; Streptophyta; Magnoliopsida; Lamiales; Lamiaceae. Gene Ontology annotation, cellular component: membrane; endosome. Gene Ontology annotation, biological process: protein K63-linked deubiquitination; protein K48-linked deubiquitination. The coding region runs from base 14 to 760 and encodes 248 amino acids.
CAAUUUCAGCGCUAUGACGCGGAAGGUCGACGUCGACAAUCGGAUCUCUCUCCGCAAUUACUACCGUAUCGCCGAUAAUAUCCUCAAACAGGCAAAUAUCUAUAGGGAGGAAAAAAACUUGAUCGACUUGUAUGUUAUACUGCUAAGAUAUUCAAGUUUGGUGUCAGAGACUAUACCAUACCAUAAAGAUUACCAAGUUUUGUGUUCCAAAGAAAGAUCUUUUUAUAAGAAGAAAUUGCUUGCUGUGCUAGAUGAGCUGGAGGCUUUAAAGCCGAAAGUGCGUCUUCAGUUAGAUGAACAGAAAACAUUUAGCACUAAUAGUCAGAUGCAUCAGCUUGAUGGUCCGACUAGUGUUUCCUACACGCCUUCAGUAAAUAACAAAGCCUCCUUAAACUACAGUAGCAAGCAGAUGUCACAACAGAUUACCGCGCCUUCAUCUUCAUUGAUGCAGAAUAAUGAUUAUGCUAGAUUUUCUUCGCCAAAACCUGUUGAGUCUCAAUUCCAGAAGAUGUCUCUUGGUUUACCUCUUCCAAAGCAGGAGACAUUAUCCAGGCAUUCAUUAUUAGGACCAACUGGUCUACGUGGUCAAUGGCUUGGUCCAAUGGCUGAGGUUAAGGUUAAUUAUCCACUAAUAUUGUUGUGGACACUAAAGAAUUCUCAGUCUGAAUCAGGUGGGGCAACUAGAACCAGUGGCAAGCGUAAAUGGAUGGUGAUUCAAAUGCGGAAAAGUCAACCUUCAGAAUCUGUUCCUAUCUUCUGA